Messenger RNA from Phytophthora nicotianae INRA-310, 480 nucleotides. RefSeq lists its product as hypothetical. The coding region runs from base 1 to 480 and encodes 159 amino acids. The record is from RefSeq and is a predicted model, not a curated record. The transcript has a single exon. NCBI's taxonomy places the organism in Eukaryota, Oomycota, Peronosporomycetes, Peronosporales, Peronosporaceae.
AUGGCAGACGUGGAAAGAAGGAGUGAAUUUAUCGACACUAGCGAACGCAUCUUCAGCCAAAUGCAAGCGAAUCGGAUCGUGUGCUGCCCGAUUUAUAUUAACGUGUCGUUUCCCCACUGGUGUGGUAUCAACUUUGACAUGGAGCGGCAAACAGUAUGGACAUAUGACCCUUUUCACAGAGAGGAUUUUCUAAGCAAGGUGGAGGACAUAUUCGAAAGUCGAUUUGGACCCAUUAUGGCUAGUAUGAUGGAAGUUAAAAUCUUCCCAGGCUGGCUACAAGAAGACGGUUAUAGCUGCGGAGAAUUGGUUGUUCUCUGGUUCGAACAGUACAUGUCUAUCGCUCGAGUUACUCCACCCGACCAGAGCAUUCCUGUCCCUCGCGGCAACAAACUGCACCCCGACGAGCUGAUGUACAUGCGUUUCAAGCAUUUUUCCUACGUAUUUGAUCGCGUAAUGGCAGACGCAGACUUCCACCAAUAA